This is a messenger RNA of Mercurialis annua (annual mercury), 1203 nucleotides long. RefSeq names its product probable isoaspartyl peptidase/L-asparaginase 2. The transcript has 4 exons. NCBI's taxonomy places the organism in Eukaryota, Viridiplantae, Streptophyta, Magnoliopsida, Malpighiales, Euphorbiaceae. Gene Ontology annotation, molecular function: hydrolase activity. The coding region runs from base 81 to 1064 and encodes 327 amino acids. The record is from RefSeq and is a predicted model, not a curated record.
CUCCAUUUCAAACCAGAGGAAGAAAAUAAAAUAAAACACACACACACACAAAUUAAACACCAAAGCAAAGCAAGAGAGAGAUGGGAAAAUGGGCAAUUGCUUUGCAUGGAGGCGCUGGCGUGGACCCUAACCUGCCCCUGCACAGACAGGAAGAGGCUAAACAACUCCUUGCUCGCUGCCUUAAUCUCGGCAUCUCUGCUCUUCGCUCUAAUCUCCCUGCCAUUGAUGUCGUUGAGCUCGUUGUGAGAGAGCUAGAAAGUGAUCCUUUAUUCAAUUCAGGGCGUGGAUCAGCACUAACGGAGAAAGGAACGGUGGAAAUGGAAGCCAGUAUCAUGGAUGGGCCCAAGAGAAGAUGCGGCGCCGUAUCGGGUUUAACCACGGUUAAAAACCCUAUUUCUCUCGCCAGACUUGUCAUGGACAAAUCUCCCCAUUCCUACCUUGCCUUUUCUGGCGCAGAAGAUUUCGCCAAGCAACAGGGCGUUGAGUUGGUGGACAAUGAAUAUUUUAUUACCCAAGAAAAUAUCGGAACUUUGAAAUUAGCUAAGGAAGCAAACUCCAUAUUGUUUGAUUAUAGGAUUCCUUUAGAGACCUGCAGCGCUGAGGCAGCCGCCGCAAUGGAAAAUCCCCUGCAAAUGAACGGCCUGCCGAUCAGCAUCUAUGCGCCGGAGACUGUAGGCUGCGUGGUGGUGGACAGCCAGGGUAGAUGCGCAGCUGCCACAUCAACAGGUGGACUCAUGAACAAAAUGACGGGUCGUAUUGGCGACUCGCCCCUGAUUGGGGCCGGUACCUACGCGUGUGAUCUUUGCGGAGUUUCAUGCACAGGGGAAGGCGAGGCCAUAAUCCGAGGGACGCUAGCGCGUGAUGUGGCGGCUGUGAUGGAAUAUAAAGGGUUGGGAUUGCAAGAGGCUGUAGAUUUUGUGAUAAAUGAAAGGCUGGAUGAAGGGUAUGCUGGGCUCAUAGCUGUUUCUAAAGAUGGAGAGGUGGCUUGCAAGUUCAAUUGUAAUGGUAUGUUUAGAGGAUGUGCUACUGAAGAUGGGUAUAUGGAAGUUGGCAUUUGGGAUUAAGUCUCUCUUCACUUUCCUUGCUUUGGUGUUGCCAGUUGUGUGUAAUAUGUGACCACUCUCCUCAAUUUAGUGAAAUUUAAAUAAAAUUUAGAUUGUAGUGAUUUAGAAAACAAUAAUUGUUUAACUCUAUAAAUCUUUA